AUGCCGGCUCACGCCAGCCUCUCUCCUCCUGCAGAGGAAGAUGUGUGUGUGUUCAAGUGCGUGGUUUCCCAAGAGACGGAGUGCAGCCGCGUGGGCAAGCAGUCCUUCAUCCUCACCCUGGGCUGCAGCAGCGUCCUCAUCCAGUUCGCCACACCCAACGAUUUCUGUUCCUUCUAUAACAUCCUGAAGACCUGCCGGGGCCACACCUUGGAGCGCUCCGUGUUCAGUGAGCGGACAGAGGAGUCCUCGGCUGUGCAGUACUUCCAGUUCUAUGGCUACCUGUCGCAGCAGCAGAACAUGAUGCAGGACUACGUGCGGACGGGCACCUACCAGCGCGCCAUCCUGCAGAACCACGCUGACUUUAAGGACAAGAUUGUCCUCGACGUGGGCUGCGGCUCUGGCAUCCUCUCAUUUUUCGCCGCCCAGGCUGGAGCGAGGAAGAUCUACGCCGUGGAGGCCAGCACCAUGGCCCAGCAUGCAGAGGCCCUGACUCAUCUGUCUGUCUGUCGGAUGAAGAUGCCCCCUCUCAGGACAUGGGCCAAUGCAGGAAACAUGUUCCCCACCAUUGGUGACGUCCACCUGGCCCCCUUCACCGACGAACAGCUCUACAUGGAGCAGUUCACCAAGGCCAACUUCUGGUACCAGCCAUCCUUCCACGGAGUGGACCUGUCUGCCCUCCGAGGAGCCGCUGUGGACGAGUAUUUCCGGCAGCCAGUGGUGGACACGUUUGACAUCCGGAUCCUGAUGGCCAAGUCCGUCAAGUACACGGUGAACUUCUUAGAAGCCAAAGAAGGAGAUUUGCACAGGAUAGAGAUCCCAUUCAAAUUCCACAUGCUGCAUUCGGGGCUGGUUCACGGUCUGGCUUUCUGGUUUGACGUUGCUUUCAUCGGCUCCAUAAUGACUGUGUGGCUGUCCACAGCCCCGACGGAGCCCCUGACGCACUGGUACCAGGUACGGUGCCUGUUCCAGUCGCCGCUCUUCGCCAAGGCUGGGGACACGCUCUCAGGGACUUGUCUGCUUAUUGCCAACAAAAGACAGAGCUACGACAUCAGUAUUGUGGCCCAGGUAGACCAGACGGGCUCCAAAUCCAGUAACCUUCUGGAUCUGAAGAACCCCUUCUUCAGAUACACAGGGACGACACCCUCGCCCCCACCUGGCUCCCACUACACGUCUCCCUCAGAGAACAUGUGGAACACGGGCAGUACCUACAACCUCAGCAGUGGGAUGGCUGUGGCUGGGAUGCCGACUGCCUAUGACCUGAGCAGUGUUAUUGCUGGCGGCUCCAGCGUGGGCCACAACAACCUGAUCCCUUUAGCCAACACGGGGAUUGUCAAUCACACCCACUCCCGGAUGGGCUCCAUAAUGAGCACGGGGAUUGUCCAAGGCUCCUCCGGCGCCCAGGGCAGCAGUGCCGGCGGCUCAAGCGCCCACUACGCGGUCAACAGCCAGUUCACCAUGGGCGGCCCCGCAAUCUCCAUGGCCUCACCCAUGUCCAUCCCCACCAACACCAUGCACUAUGGGAGCUAGGCCCCUGCAGGCGCCACCCAACAUCUGACAGCACCAGGAAACCAAAUGAAGACCCGCCACCACCUGCACGAGGGGCGGUUCGGACCCCUGCCCGGAGAAGCCCGGACCAGUCACAGCCCUGUUUGCUAUGGGAACUUGGACACUUUUUUACACGUGGUCGCCGUUGCCUCCUCCUCCGCCCUCAGCCCCACACAUCAUCCCGAACGUGUGCCGCUGCCCUAUCUUAUAUGAGAUCAUGUUGUGGGCGUCCCCAUCCCUGCCGCCCACUGCCAGCUCCAUCCUGGCCUGGAUUUGACAUCAUUGACAGUAGGCGGCUGGUCUGGGCCUGACAGUUUCGGACUGUGGCCCCUCAGCGCUGCCCCCUUCACUGUCUCCGGUGGGGACGCAGCCCUGGCCAGGCAGGAACUCCCUUUAACUACCAGGCCUUGGGUCACCAUAGGUGUGACAUGCUGCUUUUUUUAUUUUAUUUUUUUACGAAAAGAACCAGUGUCAAUCCACAGACCCUCUGAGGAACCAGGCCGGCCGGGCCGAGCCAGCAGCCCCUCCCCAGACUUAAGAGGCCCUCGGUGAGGGGUGGCCUGACCGGGUCUGUGGGGGCGGGCCAGACCUCCCAGUCACCCACAGGCCCCCAACCAAAGGGUUCACCUCACACAUGAAUGUACACCCAGCCUGGCUGUCGGGAAAAGCACUCCGUCCGUGGCCCCUGCCUCUUGCUGCUGUCCCUACCCCCACCCCCCACCCAAUAAGAGCAAGGCUGGGUGGCCAGGAACCCGGCCUGGAGGCUGAGGGGCAGAUACACACACACACACACACCUCACAGAUCUGUGGUGGGAGCUCCCUUUUCCUGUAGCUGCCGUCAGGCCCGUGUAGCCCCCUCAGUACAUGUAGACACUCCAGUUCCUACCUGUAUUAUGGCACCUGGUCCCUCGCUAGAUGGGAAGGGGCCUUGCAGGGACACACCCCCCCCAAAAAAAAAAAAAUAAACAAGGAAACAUGUAUUUCAGCCAGGGCAGUUUCCUUCUCCCCCUUUUCUAACACCCUGAGCUCAGAUGGGGCUCAGGUAGGCCUGAAACCCGUCCAUUGUGCCCCUAGGGGAGGGGGCUCCCUGCCGGGACAGACCCAGCAGGCAGGCUGGGGGUGGAUGGACCCUGGCGGGCCUCCUGAGCGUAAAAGGAAGCUUCUUGUCAGCUGCCCCCUUUAUAUGAGUUCUCGGAGUCCCGUUUGCAUAGGAAAUAAAAGUGCGCUUUUUAAGAAAA
Messenger RNA from Echinops telfairi (small Madagascar hedgehog), 2783 nucleotides. It is a transcript of the gene CARM1, whose product is annotated as coactivator associated arginine methyltransferase 1. NCBI's taxonomy places the organism in Eukaryota, Metazoa, Chordata, Mammalia, Afrosoricida, Tenrecidae. The coding region runs from base 1 to 1527 and encodes 508 amino acids. The record is from RefSeq and is a predicted model, not a curated record. Gene Ontology annotation, biological process: peptidyl-arginine methylation. The transcript has 15 exons. Gene Ontology annotation, molecular function: protein-arginine N-methyltransferase activity.